This is a messenger RNA of Clonostachys rhizophaga, 1494 nucleotides long. NCBI's taxonomy places the organism in Eukaryota, Fungi, Ascomycota, Sordariomycetes, Hypocreales, Bionectriaceae. The record is from the annotation of a GenBank genome assembly.
UGUGCUCUGGGCUACGCUAUCCGACGAGGUAAGCCUCAAGAUGACCUACCUAGAGAGAACUUGCCAUUAUCUGACCAUUUUGAUGACCAGCUUCGGGAGAUGAAGGCCAUAAUGGAGAGCGAUGCGAGUGUUGAUGGAGUUCACGACGGAACGUUCUCUACAACAUCGUUCUGGAGCACUGAGAAGCUUCUCGUUGGGGGCGAAGCUACCACUGACAGCCAGCCAGAGCAUCCUCCUCCGAGCCAUGUGCUCUGCUUGUGGCAAGUAUUUUUGGACCGAGUCAACCCUGUGACCAAGCUUAUCCACGUACCUUCAGUCCAGCCUUACUUGGCUCAAGCGACAGCGCCGUGGCCCUGGCUGCCAGAGAACAUCGAGGUUUUACUCUUUGCGAUUUACGCCGUCGCCGUCGUUGCUUUGGACGACAACGAAUGCAUCUCCAUGCUAGGAUCUCCUAAAAAUACUUUGUUUCAGCGCUAUACCUCGACGUUGAGGAGCGCCUUGCACCGGGCUCGGUUCCUUAAGACUACCGAUAUUGUGAUCCUUCAAGCACUGACACUUCACUUGGUUCGGAACAGUAUCGCUACAGCCGAUUAUUCCACUUUGUGGGCUAAUCCCGGUAUAGAGGAUAUCAUAACCUCCAUGGAGCAAAAUGCUGUUUCCAGCGGAACAGGGAGUCGAGGCUGGGGUGCCAAGCUCGACAAGUUGGCAGCAGGAGUAGAGGGCCAUCUUGACAGACUUAUACAGCAAUACUCUGAUCCUACUGCAGGACCUCUGCAUCAAGACGCAAGCCAGAUCAAAUUCGCUAUGACCACCAAGGUCCGCAAGAUGUGCCAGCAGCCUUGGAAGCAGCUUGAAACAGGCUCACAACCCACCGUGGGGAAUGAUCAUUUAUUUCGCCUUUCUAUUGACGCUAUUGAGCAUGUCACUGGCUUGUAUCAGGCCAUGGCAACCAAGAACUUGCUGUGGUUUGUUUCUACCCUCUUUGAGAGUGAGCUCUUUACCUAUCUAGUUGGAGAGCUUCACAGCCGCACCUCGGGCGUAUUGGUGGAGCGAGCCUGGGGACUCAUACCGGUCAUAUACCAUUACCACCAAGAUCUGUUUGAUUUGUCAAUUGAAUUGAAUGUCGUUUUGACUUCGUUUGUUUUGAAGGCCUGGGGCAAGAGGAAAGGAAUACUCGAAGCCAAAUUCGGGCACGGGGUGGAAGCGCCAGCUUAUGUGCAAAGACUGGAGAAAUCAAUGCCCUUAAGGGGCGUCAGUACUGGCCCCUUGUCUAGCAUGCCGUUCCCACCGCCUCCCAUGGCCCUGGGUUUUUCGGGUGCCCAAGACAUGCCGUGGGAUCCCCGGUCUAUGGGGUUCAUGAAGGAAGACAACUUUGGCGACUCUCCCUGGACGGAAUUGCAAUCAGACAUGCACCGCCAUGUCCUCGGCUCUGGGGAAGAAACCGACAAUACCCUCCCGGGAGACUGCCUGGCAGAUCCCCAGGCACCCUGGUAA